CGCGGAGCGCGCGAACUUGAGGAGGAAGGAAUGCCUCCAGCGCGCAAGCGCAGAACCUCUCGCGUCGCGGCUGCCGGCAACGCCCAGCGCGGAAGAGGGAAGUGAGGGCUCCAGCCGCUAGGUCCUGCCGGGCUGGGCUACCUGAGAGACGCUGCAUCGGAAGGAGGUCCUAGUUGUCCGCGCGGCUCCGGGAUGUCCAAGAACACGGUGUCGUCGGCUCGGUUCCGGAAGGUGGACGUAGAUGAGUAUGACGAGAACAAGUUCGUCGAUGAGGAAGACGGCGGCGACGGGCAGGCCGGGCCGGACGAGGGCGAGGUGGAUUCCUGCUUGCGGCAAGGAAACAUGACAGCAGCCCUACAGGCAGCUCUGAAAAACCCCCCUAUCAACACCAAGAGUCAAGCAGUAAAGGAUCGAGCGGGCAGCAUUGUUUUGAAGGUCCUCAUUUCCUUUAAAGCUAAUGAUAUUGAAAAGGCAGUUCAAUCCCUGGACAAGAGUGGAGUGGAUCUCUUAAUGAAGUAUAUUUAUAAAGGCUUUGAGAGUCCCUCUGACAAUAGCAGUGCUGUGUUACUACAGUGGCAUGAAAAGGCACUUGCUGCAGGAGGAGUAGGGUCCAUUGUUCGGGUUUUGACCGCAAGGAAAACUGUGUAAUCCAGUCUAAAGCUGGUUAUCUCUGUGGGUGUGGGAGUUGCUGGUACAAAGACCAAAACAACCAAAUGCCACCACUGCCCUUUGGGUAGCAUCUGUAUGUCUCAGCUUUGCCUUCUUGUUUCUUCCUUUUUCCUAUUUGUAAAGAAGAAAAUGGCAUAACGGUUUUGCUUUGAUGAAAAUUGGGAUAAUUUAGAGAAAAUAUUCCAACAGGGGUGUUUCAUGUUCUCAAAAGUAUUGCAAUGAUGUGUAUAUCAGUCUGUAUGUAAUAUAAUUUACAUCAAAUUUAAUUGUGCAAUUUUUUAACCGACCCCUGUGACUGGUGUCUUGGGGGAUUAGGUUUGGUUUUUGUCGUAAUUGUUUUUGUUUUGUUUUUCACUAAUAGAAAUUUGGUCAGAAUUUUGAGACCAGUUUCCUAAGUCUUUGCUAGCCAGGAAAUGAUCUUGAUAAAAAAUCUGUUGGAGAGACUGGCAGCUAUUUACAUUGCAAAACUGGACCAUACUUCCCAUGUUUAGAUGAAAUGUGCUUCUGGAGCAGGUGAUCCAUGAGCACUUUGCCAGGUUCUGACUUGCUAGCCUCCCAAUUAUGUGAGUUUCAAAUAUGCUUCUUCCUCUCAGCAUCCAAUAAUCAUGACUUCUCAAUUUCCUGUGGUCUCCCAGGUUCCAGAGCAAUGUGUUUUGCUCUGCUUGAUAUAUCUCUAAACUACCAGAGCCUGUUUGGCAUAAAUAUAAAACUUACAUUCCAAUCACAUGGGCCAUUAAGGGGAACUGCUCCAUAUCAAGAAAGCACAUGGAAAUAGUGAUAGAAUUCAAACUCUGGGCAGCCUCUGAAUGAAAUGCUAUUUUCUUUAGAAAUAUAGUGACUGCCUUAGAUGUAAUGAGUUAUAUUACUAGUAUUUAAUAUGCCCUAUCAAGGUCUUCAGUGUUCUUCGGGGUAAUUGGGAUCGCAAAAGAUUCAGAUCCAGAUAUACACAUUCUGUAUUUUAAAGCUCAGUGUUUUUUUAAAAAAAAGAAAAUGCCAACAGCAAAAAGUGUUUACUUUGUAGGACAGACCAUAUCAGUUCUCAAAAAUGACCGGUGCUUAUAAAAAAA
Molecule: messenger RNA, 1736 nt
Organism: Condylura cristata (star-nosed mole)
Lineage: Eukaryota; Metazoa; Chordata; Mammalia; Eulipotyphla; Talpidae
Gene: ARPC5
Product: actin related protein 2/3 complex, subunit 5, 16kDa
Exons: 4
Coding region: 193-648 (151 amino acids)
Biological process (GO): Arp2/3 complex-mediated actin nucleation; cell migration; regulation of actin filament polymerization
Cellular component (GO): cytoplasm; actin cytoskeleton; Arp2/3 protein complex
Molecular function (GO): actin filament binding
Source: RefSeq, a predicted model, not a curated record